CGUCACGUGCUGCGCCGCGAACCCAAAGGGAACUCGCACGUCUCGAGUCCAUCCCGACCGACCUGAUCCGGCGAGUCGGACCAGCCACCAACACCGGACGACUCCGACGAGAUGAUGUCGCCGAAGCCCUCCGCCUCCGCCUCCGCCGCGGCGGACGGCGGCGUGGGCGCCUCCACCUCUCGAUCGGCGCCGACGGCCAGAAUUCCCUGGGCUUCUACGGAUAGUUUCCUUUCAUCUAGAGAUCCCCUCCCCGGCGAUAUAGAUACGCCUCGAGAAUUACGGUCAACGCCAUUGCAAGUAAUUCAUAUUUUGGGCAACUUCAUGAGAAUUUGGUCUGUGUACUCCUUAUAUAACUACCUAUCCAGUGGUGGGGAUUCAGUAGCUGGAUUUAUCUUCAGUUGUCUUGUACCCGCUUCAAUCAUCUUCUUUGUCUUACAGAAGCCAUGGAAAGGCCGGCCUUUGACCAACGCACAGGUCAUUCCCACAGUUAUCAAUGGAGGAAUCCUGGCGCUAUACUUUGUGUUAUGGGGUAAAGGACUUCUUGCUUGUGGGCCACUAGUCGCUCUGCUGGCGGAGUAUGCAGGUGCGGUUCUUGGAGUUCUCUCUGCUGCUUUGUAUGGAAGGAGAGUUAAUAUAUGGAAAAAGAUUGGCGGGCUUGCUGCUAUGUUGGUAGCAUACUAUCUCUUAUCAAAUGGGUGGGCAACAAGAACACAUUCGCCACUAUAUAGCUUUGGAAGUGAACCGCUGGAGAAGGCAACUCAAACAAUUGGAAUGAAAGAAAUGGUAGUGCCAAUUACUGCUGGGAUUUUAUCUGCUUUAAGGAGAGUAUUAGCUCGGCGUGUUUCUCUCAAGAAUCAACUUAAAAGGAGACUUCAUGCAAUAACUAUUGCUUCUGCGACAUGUUUUCUUUUUCCAUUUGCGAUGUGGGACACAAUCCUAGGUUCAGCAUCUGACAGCAUAGUUAAACUACAGUUUCCAAGCUGGGCAUACUUGAGUACCGUUGUGUUUGGGAUUGUGCUAAUAUUCUAUGUUGACAAUGGUGCCGAGGAAAAGUUGCAUAUGGUUUUUUCUUCUCCAAGGCACUUAAUGGUUUCAACAGGUUGCAUCAUUAUUUUGGAGAUGUUGUACAAAAUGGAUUUCUCCCUUUUGGGAUUCGUGCUCUGUUCCGUGAUUUUAGGAUUUGGCAUUUUUGAAGCUACCUCCUUGGAGCGCUCAAAGAAAAGCCCUUUAGAGACACAUGAACUGUCAAAUGGAGUGUUCCACAAUCAGUUGCCAAUUUCAGCACUUCCGAGCUGAAGAAUAUACAACCUGGGUGAGAUGCAUUUAAAAAAAAUUAUGUUUGGUUGUGUACGAAUAUCAAACUACUUAUCUUUUUAGUUAGUUGUGGCACAUAUUAGUAAUAUCAAUUUGUCAUACAUUGGCUCCUAGUGUGGGGACAAAUCAUUAGAGAAGUCUUGAAUUCUGUGAAAACUCGACUAAGAGCUCAACUCUUUACAGGUCCUAACAUGCUUUAUCUGGUAACUGAACCGACAGAUUUAACCCUUC
Molecule: messenger RNA, 1545 nt
Organism: Phragmites australis (common reed)
Lineage: Eukaryota; Viridiplantae; Streptophyta; Magnoliopsida; Poales; Poaceae
Exons: 11
Coding region: 112-1296 (394 amino acids)
Source: RefSeq, a predicted model, not a curated record